Kalmanozyma brasiliensis GHG001 is the source of this 348-nucleotide messenger RNA. RefSeq lists its product as uncharacterized. Lineage: Eukaryota; Fungi; Basidiomycota; Ustilaginomycetes; Ustilaginales. Bases 1 to 348 code for a protein of 115 amino acids. The transcript has a single exon. The record is from RefSeq and is a predicted model, not a curated record.
AUGCAGCACUCGCAAUUCGAGCACAUCCUCAUCUACAACCGGCCGAUGGUGCGACACAAGGUGUCGGGGCGGACCGUGACGCGAGAGGAGUUCUUCUCGUCGAGCAAAGAGGAGCUGGAAUUUCUCGCCCGGCCGGUUUCAGCUUCGCUCGUAGAGGUCGUCCCUCGCCGGAUACGACUCCCUGUCCCUGCCAAAGCAGAUGCUGCCAAGCACGGCGACAAAGGCGACAGUCUUGGUGAGCACGAUGCGCAGUCGGCCGCCCUCUCUGCUGAGCAUCAAGCCGGGCACACGCAGCAGCAACCACCAAAGCACCAAGGCACGUCGCCAAACACCACGAGUUCGCUCUGA